AUGGCUGCGGACAAUCACACCAGGGUGACCCAUUUCAUCCUUCUGGGGCUCACGGAUCGCCCAGAGUUGCAGGUCCUGCUCUUCCUAGUGUUCCUGGCGAGCUACGUGCUGACCCUGGUGGGGAAUCUCGGGAUGAUUGUGCUCAUCAGACUCAAUCCCCAUCUCCAUACCCCCAUGUACUUCUUCCUCAAUAACUUGUCUGUCGUCGACUUGUGCUUCUCCUCAGUCUUCGCGCCAAGGAUGCUGGGGAACUUCCUAAUGGAGAGCAAAGGGAUUUCUUAUUCCGCCUGUCUCGCCCAGGUAUUCCUCUUUGCUGUGUUUGUCACCACAGAAGGAUUCCUCCUGGCAGUGAUGGCGUACGACCGCUACGUGGCCAUCUGUAACCCGCUGCUCUAUACUGCUGUGAUGACCCAGAGAGUGUGUAUUUGCCUGGUAGCCAGCUCAUAUACCGGGGGGCUCCUGAAUGCCCUGACACACACCUGUGGCUUGCUGGGUUUGUCCUUCUGUGGGCCCAACGUCAUCAACCAUUACUUUUGUGACUUGCCUCCCUUGAUGCGGCUGGCCUGCUCAGACACCCGUGUCAACGAGACCUUGCUUCUGGCCUUCUCUGGGGUAAUAGCCUUUGUCACGCUUCUCCUCAUCAUCGUCUCCUAUUCAUAUAUCCUCUCCGCCAUCCUGCGGAUCCGCUCUGCCGAGGGGCGGCGCAAAGCCGUCUCCACCUGCGCCUCCCACUUCACUGCCGUCACUGUUUUCUAUGGCUCUAUUACCUUUAGCUACAUACAGCCCAGUUCCAGCUAUUCACAGGAAGAAGAGAAAGUCUCGUCCGUGUUUUAUUCCCUGGUGGUCCCCAUGUUGAACCCCCUGAUCUACAGCCUGAGGAACCAGGAGGUCAAGAAUGCCCUGAAGAGGACAAUAUUCCUUAAUUAG
Messenger RNA from Pelodiscus sinensis (Chinese soft-shelled turtle), 927 nucleotides. RefSeq names its product olfactory receptor 5J3-like. Gene Ontology annotation, molecular function: olfactory receptor activity; G protein-coupled receptor activity. Gene Ontology annotation, biological process: G protein-coupled receptor signaling pathway. The record is from RefSeq and is a predicted model, not a curated record. Gene Ontology annotation, cellular component: membrane. Lineage: Eukaryota; Metazoa; Chordata; Testudines; Trionychidae.